AUGUCGGGAAUUUUAAGCAAGCGACAACUUGCGCGGAAUGAGCAGGCACUUCAAGAACUUGUGAAAUUGCCAGGAAACAAUGUUUGCGCAGACUGCCAGGCGAGGAAUCCAGGAUGGGCAAGUUGGAGUCUGGGAAUAUUCCUAUGUAUGCGUUGCGCGGCCUUACACCGAAAGCUGGGAACACAUAUCACAAAAGUUAAAUCAUUGAGUAUGGAUUCAUGGUCGAAAGAUCAAGUAGAUCAUAUGAAGAAGACUGGAAAUGUCGCGUCAAAUCGAAUCUAUAAUCCUAAAAAUACUCGACCUCCGAUCCCUAUCGAUGCCGAUGAAGCAGAUUCGGCCAUGGAACGAUUUAUACGACAGAAAUAUGCCAACGGACCGCCAGCCCAGAGACGGAAUAAUACUGGUAGUUCGAGCUCAGACGAUCAUCCUCCACCGCUUCCUCCCAAAAAUGGGACCAAAUUCGGCUUCAGAUCGGCUUCUUCCAUUUUCCCCCUAUCCUCAAAGGCGAAAAAAGACAAUGCAGAUGCGCAGGCAGAAUUUGAUCAUUAUAGCCAAGCGCCAUCCCCUCCGAGAAAGAAUAAGCAUUCAAGAAUAUUCGGAACUUCCCUUGACGCAACGGAUGAUCUCGAGUCGAAGUUGGCCAAACUGCGAGACAUGGGGUUCAGGGACGAGAAGAGAAAUAAGGACGUGCUAAAAGGCUUGAGUGGAAAUUUGGAGAAAUCUAUUGAAACUCUAGUUCGAUUGGGCGAAGGUGGUUCCAGUGCAAGAACGGCAUCGUCUAUAAAUUCUUCUGGGCCGCGAACCCCAGCUAGCCCACCUGGUCUAUCAUUUGAGCGACCUCAAGCAACCAGUCCCACUAUAUCAUCGGCGUCGAAUAACCCAUUUGAUAGACUUGAUAAUCCAGUAUUUCCCCAGGCACAAUCUACACAAUCUACUGGUUCAAUGGCACAAGGGCAAAAUCAGAUGAUGGAAGGAAAUCCAUAUCAAAAUAUUGCGAGCACAAAUCCAUUCGGGUUAAUGCCGUCACAGUCACAACUCAAUCUCAACCAAGCCUUUCAAAACAUGUCGGUAUCUUCGUCACAGCCUCUUUUCCCUCACCACACAGGGGGGCUGCCUGGUUCUCAACCCCCACCAGUGCAACAAUUAUAUCAGCAAUCUAUGACACCCCCUGUUCCAUCUCUACCACAACACCAUUAUGCUCCAGUCAUAUACGAAAAUCCAGGUCCACAGCCUCAAUUACAGCAAAAUUAUCGAAAUAACUUGAAUACGAAUCCAUUUAUGCAACAAGCAUCACCGCAACCAGUCGUAAAUACCAAUCUUCAGUCGAACCCCUAUAUGCAACAAUCGGUGAUGAAGCAACCUAUAUUCGUAAGUCCAGCCACUCAAACACCACAACAGCAGUAUCCUCCCGGGAGCUACAACAUGGGAAUGCAGAAUCCUCCACAACAAAUGAAUCCUUUCUUUAACCAGGCGAGUCAACAACAACAAGUACAGCAGCAGCAACAGCAACAACAAGUACAACAACAACAAGUACAAAACAACACAAAUACAACAACAACAAGUUCACAACAACAAAAUACAACAACAACAAAUACAGCAACAACAGCAACCGAGGUCGCAAUUGCAGUAUGGAUACCAGCAGCAACAGCAACCGCAAUCACAAUACCAACAGCCUCAAGUCCAACCCCAGCAAGCUCAAUAUGA
Botrytis sinoallii is the source of this 1704-nucleotide messenger RNA. RefSeq lists its product as uncharacterized. Gene Ontology annotation, cellular component: Golgi apparatus. Lineage: Eukaryota; Fungi; Ascomycota; Leotiomycetes; Helotiales; Sclerotiniaceae. Gene Ontology annotation, molecular function: GTPase activator activity; protein binding. The record is from RefSeq and is a predicted model, not a curated record. The transcript is spliced from 4 exons. Gene Ontology annotation, biological process: endoplasmic reticulum to Golgi vesicle-mediated transport; endocytosis; intra-Golgi vesicle-mediated transport. The coding region runs from base 1 to 1704 and encodes 567 amino acids.